ACACCAUCUCUAGACUGCUGAUAUUAAACCGAUCACUGUGAUCACACACACACCUCUCUCUCUCUCGCCGCCCCACUCUGGUAUAAAUAGCAUCUCUAUGCAAAUGAGCAUGUGCCAUCCCUCCUCUGUGAUUGGUGCGUCCUUCACCGGCGUUUCCUCAUGACCAGAAGCCAUUGGUCCGUCCGUUCCAGGCUGACCUGACCAAUCAGAGGAGCCUUUGCGGUUUAUAAUCCUUUACGCACAAAGACAUUACGUAAAGGCCUCAGCGCUUCAACCGUCCGCCGCUCCGCCGCGCGUCUGACUCUCUCAUCCACACGCCGCCAUGUCUGGCAGAGGGAAAACCGGAGGAAAAGCCCGAGCAAAGGCCAAGUCCCGCUCCUCCCGGGCCGGCCUCCAGUUCCCGGUGGGUCGGGUCCACAGGCUGCUGCGUAAAGGCAACUAUGCGGAGCGCGUGGGCGCCGGAGCUCCGGUGUACCUGGCCGCGGUGCUGGAGUACCUGACCGCUGAGAUCCUGGAGCUGGCUGGAAACGCCGCCCGGGACAACAAGAAGACCAGGAUCAUCCCGCGGCACCUCCAGCUGGCCGUGCGCAACGACGAGGAGCUGAACAAGCUGCUGGGAGGAGUCACCAUCGCGCAGGGAGGCGUGCUGCCCAACAUCCAGGCGGUCCUCCUGCCCAAGAAGACCGAGAAACCGGCAAAGAGCAAAUAAAAGACUCAGAAGGCCCGGGUUCUCAUGGCGCACAGGGUCCGCCUCGGAGCCACUCGGCCACUUUUUUCAUAUAAGUGUUCGUUUUUAAAGCACCUCUCCAGUAGGGGGACAGUGUCUGUUGGUGUUUCUACAAGGAAAACAUUCACCCGCUUCUCAUCGGAAACGGACCAUCCAUAGACUGCCACAGUCCUGGGAAAUGGAGGCUGGGGGUCUGGGCUGGUGCAGGGGGUCUGGGCUGCAGGGGGGACCGUCAUUCAUGUGGUUCAGUCUGAAGGAAGGGGCUUUUGUUUUGGUCCCGCGAUGCUGCUACCAAUCGUUAAAAAUGGUUGUGUUUGUUUGUCACGGUGAAAUAAAUGUGUUGGAGACAAACAGCCAGUGUGAAUGUUUCAUGUUGUCAUCCGGGAACUCCUGGAGCCGCGAGACACGCGCAUGGUUGUUGUCACCAUGAGCUUUUUUAAUGGUUUGUAGUUAGAAACCUGCUCUCUGAUUAUAUGUUUUCUAGUUGUGUGUUUUGGUGGCUGUUGUUUCUGUGGAUGAGGUGAUGUUUACUUUUAUUAUUACAACAUGAUCAUAAUAGAGAAACUUCAUCUGUGGUUGAAAAGGGAAAUUUAGAGUCAAACAUUUGGAAUUAACAGAGUUUUUGAUUUGUUUGUAGAGGCCACAAGAAGUACUUUACUUAAGUCCAAUUUUGAUGAUGUCGUACCUUGAGUAUUCCCAUUUAAUGUAACUACAGUCAUGGAAAAAUGAUUAGAAUACCAUUGUUUUCUUCAUUUUCUUGUUCAUUUUAAUACCUGGUACAACUAAAGGUAAAACAUUUUGGACAAAUAAAAUGAUAACAACAAAAAU
This is a messenger RNA of Centropristis striata (black sea bass), 1555 nucleotides long. Its product is annotated as histone H2A. Lineage: Eukaryota; Metazoa; Chordata; Actinopteri; Perciformes; Serranidae. The coding region runs from base 323 to 709 and encodes 128 amino acids. The transcript has a single exon. Gene Ontology annotation, molecular function: structural constituent of chromatin; DNA binding; protein heterodimerization activity. Gene Ontology annotation, cellular component: nucleosome. The record is from RefSeq and is a predicted model, not a curated record.